Messenger RNA from Solea solea (common sole), 1945 nucleotides. Its product is annotated as glycine N-acyltransferase-like protein 3. The record is from RefSeq and is a predicted model, not a curated record. NCBI's taxonomy places the organism in Eukaryota, Metazoa, Chordata, Actinopteri, Pleuronectiformes, Soleidae. Gene Ontology annotation, cellular component: mitochondrion. Gene Ontology annotation, molecular function: glycine N-acyltransferase activity. The transcript is spliced from 5 exons. Bases 720 to 1553 code for a protein of 277 amino acids.
GAUGCAGAUUCUUUUUCAAAACGUUUGAAUUGAGUGCUUUUGCUUUAAUGCUUUCCCUACAUUUUGCUUAUUGUACUCAUUGUAAAAUGAAUGAAAAUCAAAGUAGUGACUGAACUUCACAAUGUGUUUUUAAUGUUCUUCACUUGUCACUGGUUUUUCCACUUUUUUUCAACUGGGAAGUAGCUUGCAAACAGGUUGAGGCCUGAAUAGACUGGAAUUAUGGUGUACAUAAUGUUUAGCCAAAAACUAUUUCAACAUCUUCAAAAGAUCACAGGAGAUAUUCAAAUCAGUGGCAUCACAAUGAAGCGGACACAGCCACAAAGUGGGGAUGAGUCGCAUCAUGAUGACAUUAGAUGACGUAAACAAAAAGUAACCCAACUGGAUCUUCGGGGCGAUUUCGGGUACAGGGAAGGGCGUCAGUAACCACGCUACUACCUACAAGUAAUAACUGCGCAUACUCACACUUGUAGCUUACUGCGCUUCAUGCGCACCGCUAACCACCCAAUACAAAACAAACUUGUGAACCUGUCCUCAUACAGUAUCACAGAAGACGACGACUGCAUUUUGAUCAGCACAACUGGGUUGUUUUUUUCAGUCUCAAGGUCUCAGAAGUUAAUUUGUAUCGAGGAAAUCAAAGUGGAUAACCAUUUAUUUUUGACUGAAGAAGCCUGGACGUUUGAUUGAACACCAGUUAUUCAGUCAAGUUCCACCAACUAAACAUGAAGAUCCUUAACAAAAACGAACUGGAGACUGCAGAAGGAGUUCUGUUCAAACAUCUACCUCAGAGUUAUAGGGUCUACGGAUACCUUUAUAAUAUAAACAGGAACAAACCAACUGCACAGGAGGUAGUUGUUGAUUCAUGGCCAAAGUUUAAAGUCAUCAUUUGCCGACCUAAUCCUAAGAUCAAAGAUGUUCUGGAGUCCAGGAAAAGGGUGGCAUGCUACAGCACUGAGGAGCAGGCUUUAAGAAAAAUGCUGAUGGACGAUAAUGUAAUAGACUGGAGUUUGGAUUUCAUGACGGCAUAUGACUUGUCCCAAGCACCCAUACUUAAAGAAGUGGCUUCUGAGAGAGAUGUUAAGUUUAGAUACAUGUCUGUGGUUCGCCUCGUGUAUUUGGCAGACAGCAGCCAUCUUCUCACACCAACAGUUGAUAAUGAUCUUGAAUCAAGGAUUUCCUCCCUUGACAUUUCCCAUGUUGACUUGGUGAAUAAAAACUGGAAGCUUGGAGGGAAUGAGCAGAGUUACAACACCGUUAAACAUUUCAUUAGCAAUUAUCCGUCGUACUGCAUCACUGACGGACAGGAUCAGCCAGUUUCCUGGAUUCUGUUGUACGAGUACUGUGCCAUGGGCCUGUUGUACACUGUGCCAGAGCACAGAGGGAAAGGGUAUGCCAAAGUUCUUGUCAGCACUAUGGCAAAAAGACUCCGUGCUGAGGGACACCCGGUCUUCUGCUUCAUCGAGGAAGACAACAUCAUUUCCUACAGGCUCUUUAAAAACCUUGGCUUCACUGAGGAUCCCUCAUACAGGGCAGGGUGGAUUCAAUUCAAUUACUAGGAAUGUGUAGCUGAUAUUUGGGUAUGUCAUGUAAAAGGUUGAUCACCACUACUGAUAUUUUAAAGACAUUGUAAUCUUGAUCAUAAGGUCUGUCACCUGGGGACUGUGGCAUGUGUGUAGUUAUAUAAUCCAUGCUUGGGAUUUUGACUUGAGUUUUAGUAUUGGGCACCUCCAUCUUCUCCUGGAUCCUCGUGUAGCACCUCACCAAGGUCCACCACAGGAAAUUCAAAUGGCACAUCCUCCUCAUCCACUUUAUGAUCCUGUAAAGCCACCCAGCUCCAGAGCAAUGGGAUUUAUACUGGACCUCUAAGGGUGUCGAUAAUAAGAUAAAAUGAAAGCAGACAAUACUUAAUAAUAAAAAAAUAAUAAUAAUUGUCAUAGUCCAACUAAAA